AUGGACUCUUAUGAAUCUACACCUGUGACUGCCAGUCCUCUAACUGACACUGGCUUCCCCUUCCCAUCUCGUUCUCAAUCCUACCAAUCCCUCAACUCGUCUGCCUCUCGUCCCAGCACUCCUGCUACUGAGCAAGACGUACUUUUCAGUGGACCUCCCUCUCCAGUCGCCCGCACAGCCUCCCCUGAUGAGUACGUACUUGUCGUUGGAGGCCUUGGCUACAUUGGCAGCCACACUACCUGGGAGCUUCUCAAGGAUGCAAACAAUGUUGUCGUUAUCGAUAACCUGAGCAAUGCUUUCGUCAAUGUUCUUGACACUCUCAACGACAUGACAAAUAAGCGCUUCAACGCUAGCUCUCGUCGUCCAGACCUCCACUUUUACGAGGCUGAUUUCCGAGACAAUGCGAAGAUUCAGGAUAUCCUAUCUCUUUACUCAACUCCCUCUGGAUCCAAGAUCAAGCGAGUUAUCCAUUUUGCUGCCUACAAGUCCGUCUCUGAGAGCAUUGAGAAGCCACUCAAGUACUACGACAAUAACGUCGGCGGUCUCAUCCGAUUCUGCAGCACCUUGUCCGACUUUGGCAUCAAAUACCUUGUCUUCUCAUCAUCGGCCACUGUUUACGGCUCUCUCGCUGAUGCUGGAGGCCGUUUGGUGGAAGAGUCCUGUACCCACGCUACUACCGAAUGGCACGAUGCCAGCGGCCAGGCACGCACAACGCUUUCCGGGUGCACGGGACUGACUAACCCGUACGGGCGAACUAAAUGGAUCUGCGAAGCUAUCCUAGCCGAUUUGGCCGUGGCAGAUCCAGAGUGGACUGUUAUUGCGUUGAGGUAUUUUAACCCCAUCGGCUGUGAUGACUCGGGCCGCUUGGGAGAAGACCCACGUGUUGCACCCACCAAUCUCAUGCCUGUGCUUCUCAAGGUGAUGCUCGGUGAGAUGGAGCAGCUCCAAGUGUUUGGUACAGACUGGGAUACUCGGGACGGAACUGCCAUCCGCGACUUCAUCCAUGUCUCUGAUCUUGCCAGGGGUCACUUAGCUGCCUUGACUGUCAAGGAAAGCCAGGGCUUCCAGACUUUUAACAUUGGUACUGGUACUGGUCAUACUGUCUACGAAGUUGUUGACGCCAUCAAGGCCGCUUCAGGAAGAGAUAUCCCCAUGGCCAAGGUCGGUCGUCGAGAAGGUGACGUGGGAGUCUGUGUCGCUGAUCCCAGAAGGGCAAUGACUGAGUUGGGAUGGAAACCUCAGAAGACGCUACUUGACAGCUGCAGAGAUUUGUGUCGCUACUUGGAGGCGCACGGAACAAACAUCAGUGCGUAA
Molecule: messenger RNA, 1314 nt
Organism: Fusarium coffeatum
Lineage: Eukaryota; Fungi; Ascomycota; Sordariomycetes; Hypocreales; Nectriaceae
Exons: 1
Coding region: 1-1314 (437 amino acids)
Biological process (GO): beta-D-galactose catabolic process via UDP-galactose, Leloir pathway
Cellular component (GO): cytosol
Molecular function (GO): UDP-glucose 4-epimerase activity
Source: RefSeq, a predicted model, not a curated record